AUGUCCAUGGCUCAGGACUAUCUGUUCGGCGUCCUCUUUACCGAGACCGAAAUGCUAGCGAGGCCGGUACGCAAGCUACCCGACGGACUCGGCCAGUCAACGCCAGUGGCUGCAACCUGGAGAAGUUCGCGGAAGGUCGAGUUUGGACGAGGUCGCCGAAGCGCAGGAAGCUGGUCAGAGCAUGAAGAGCCCGAGACCACAAAGCCAGCGAGGCCGGUACGCGAAGCUCCCCGACGGACACGGUCAGCCAACACCAGUCCCCGCACUCUGGAGAAGAAACCGACCCCACGCGGAAGGCCGAGUUUGGACCAGGUCGCCGAAGGCGGGGGUGAGGCGCCGUCACCGCGGUCUCUAUCCCUGUCACUAUCCCUCUCUUCCGCCUCUUCCAUGGCACGAAGCAGCAAGAUCAGUCCGUCGUUCUUGCGCGACCCCUCGGCCGGAGGAACCUCCUGUCCCCAGGCUCCGUGCGGGCUACCAACAGGAAGGUCCGCCACGCCCCUUCGCGCUAUCGUACGCGGACCCGUAUCCGACGCACUCGCCAUAUACUCUGCCACGUCUUGGAAGCCUGUACCCGACUACUUUGACGACUUUUUGAGUAGCCGACGGAUCAAGGCGUUGAGUACCGAGAGGGACUGUCGUCUCGCAGCUUGCUCCGCUGAGGACGAAGCCGGUGCUCACGGCGCUGGAAUCUUUGGCUCCGGUGCAAUACUUGGCGUUGCUUCUUCCUCUUCCUCUAAGGGAGGAGUAUCUUGGGCCCAAACCUACUUACCGUCCGGCUUUCACUCUGUGCAAUACCUACCGGUUGACGUGGUCCUUUCCGUGGCCUUCAACGUUGAAGGCUACUUCAUGGACAGAGACGGCAAGCGUGCGGGACUCGAGUGGACGCCAUCAAGCAUAAUUGUCCACGGAAGGGUUUCUGACGGUGACGGGAACGAAUCGUCGCCCACAAAAAGACCUCGCCAGGAUGCCCUUUCUUACGACGUCUUGCUCGGGAAAUCGCCCGUCAAGAAGACAAAGAGUUCUGCCAUGCCAACUCGAUCUCCGAACUCUUCCCCCGCCGCUUCCAACUCUUCCGUCGGCCCUUCCAACUCUUCCACCGCCCCUUCCUCGUCUGCCGACACCUUGAACGACGUUUUCGGGCCAGCUGAGCCGUUGAGGAAGAGCAACCGCUCCAGGAAGGGCAAACAGAAGGAAAAUGGGAAUUGUGAAGAAUAG
Cryptococcus amylolentus CBS 6039 is the source of this 1215-nucleotide messenger RNA. RefSeq lists its product as hypothetical. The record is from RefSeq and is a predicted model, not a curated record. The coding region runs from base 1 to 1215 and encodes 404 amino acids. NCBI's taxonomy places the organism in Eukaryota, Fungi, Basidiomycota, Tremellomycetes, Tremellales, Cryptococcaceae. The transcript has 8 exons.